AUGGAGGAGGAGGAGGAACGAGUUGUCGAGCUGGCUCGUCGAGCUGCGGUCGCGCCACCCACGCGGUCGCCCGUGAAGAGUGUGUCGCCGCCCGAGUCUAGGGCAUGCGAACGACUAUCCCGUGCUCGCUCGGUCCACGGAUUUGUGCUGUACAAAACCGUCAUCUGCAAGUACUGGGAACUGAAAAUGGCGUGUCCGAAAGGGACGCGCUGUACCUACGCACACGGCCCCAAGGAAUUGCGCCCGCCGCAUGUGUCUUCCCACGCGAAGCAAACCUCGCCCAGGUGGAAGGAUCGCGGCGAGCUCGUCGCAGUAUCGGAGCAUACACAUCAAGAACAGCGAGUAUCUGGGGCCCGAAACAAGUCUAUUCGAUCUCUGUCACCAACGGAGACGAGGUCUCAUGAUGGAGAACGCCGUCACCUUGAAGAGGCUUUGAUAACGCACUCCAGUGCGGCACCCGCAACGAUCAGAAAGCGACGUCGAUCGAUGGAUCUGCCAUGGGGGCGAGGUCUCCGCAAUAUUUCAAAGAAGCGACGCAAGCGUCGACUCUCGGCGAGUUCGACCGGAUCAGGGUCCUCGGGGCUUGAUGAUCCGGACCCAAGGCGUCGCGAUCGUUCGUUGAACCCGUCGAUACCGCCCCGGGUGAAGCGGGAUGACUCGAACGAUGACGACUUUGAUGAGGAUGACCACAUCUUGUUGUCAUUCGUGGAGCCUAUCGCCGAAGACGACGAUGAUUCGAUAGCGGGUGAUCAAGACGAGGAUCCGUACUCGCCACUUUACUCACCCUUUUCGAUCAUUGAGACCGAUUCGGAGCCGACCCCUCAAUCUCGAGAGCGAUCGACCGUUUCGCCCUGCUUGGAAAAGGUUUGUCGGCCAGGAUCACCGCUCGCACCGAUGUCUUCAGUGGCGCCAGUACAGAUUCAACCACUCUUUCCACCCCUCGCGCCAACGGCAACUGCGUCUGCAUCUGCACCCGCGCCAGCGCCAGCGCCCGCGCCCGCACUUCCGUUUCCACCGGCGCCGACACCCCAACCUCGACCCGCCAGCCCUGUCGUCAUCGGGGAUAGGCUCGUGCCUUCGGACCGCGACUACUUCCGCACUUACUUUACCGAGCUCGCGCGUCGCAAAAAGACCGUCCGACCCAUCCCUUGA
Messenger RNA from Microbotryum saponariae, 1152 nucleotides. Lineage: Eukaryota; Fungi; Basidiomycota; Microbotryomycetes; Microbotryales; Microbotryaceae. The record is from the annotation of a GenBank genome assembly.